This is a messenger RNA of Panicum virgatum (switchgrass), 2423 nucleotides long. RefSeq names its product proteinaceous RNase P 1, chloroplastic/mitochondrial-like. The transcript has 6 exons. Gene Ontology annotation, biological process: tRNA 5'-leader removal. Gene Ontology annotation, molecular function: protein binding; ribonuclease P activity. Lineage: Eukaryota; Viridiplantae; Streptophyta; Magnoliopsida; Poales; Poaceae. The record is from RefSeq and is a predicted model, not a curated record. The coding region runs from base 143 to 1840 and encodes 565 amino acids.
AACUAAGAUCAAUUUUCCAAACGCUUUUGCAAGGAAGCAAAGGACCCAACCCAACCCAAUCCAGCAAAACCCAAUCCAAGCCCAUCCACGGCGCCUUGUUUCAUCCCCGCCCGGUCUCGGCUGCCCUCCGCGCCGCCGCGCCAUGCGUGUCGCCGCGGCGGCGGCGGGGGCCCUCCGCCCCACGGCCGCCACCCUCCUCCUCUUCUCCCCGCCGCACCAGCACCGACGCCUCCUAUCGCUCCACCGCCGCGCCACCCAGCACCUCCCCUUCGCCCGCCGGCGCCGCGACUCUUACUCCUCCACCGCCACGGCCGCCGCCCCGAUCCCGAAGCAGGAGGACGCCGGCGGUGCCGGAGGCGAAGCGGAAGGAAAGGCCGCUCGCCGCCGCCGCGCCCGCGAUUCCCCCGAGGGUAACCUCCGCCACCAGCUCGACAUGUGCUCCCGCAACGCCGACCUCACCACCGCCCUCCGCCUCUACGACGCCGCCCUCUCCCCGGACUCCCCCGUCCCGCUCUCCCUCCACCACUACAACUGCCUGCUCUACCUAUGCUCCAACGCCGCCGCCUCCGACCCCGACAGCUCCGCCGACGCCGCCCAGCGCGGCUUCGACAUCUUCGCCAGGAUGGAGGCCGAGGGCGUCCAGCCCAACGAAGCCACCCUCACCAGCGUCGCGCGCCUCGCCGCCGCCACGCGCGACCCGGCCAUGGCCUUCUCCGUCGUCCGCCGCAUGGCCACUGCGGGCAUCCCGCCGCGCCUCCGCUCCUACGGCCCGGCCCUCUUCGCAUACUGCGAAGCCAAAGACGCCGACGGGGCCCAGCAGGUCGAGGCCCACAUGGACGCCUCUGGCGUCGUGCCUGAGGAGCCCGAGCUCGCCGCGCUGCUCCGCGUCAAUGCGGACAAGGGCAGGGCCGAUGAGGUGUACAGGCUCCUGCACAGGACGCGCGCCCUCGUCAGGCAGGUCUGCGACACGACCGCCCAGGUCGUCGAGGCCUGGUUCCGGUCCGACGCGGCGUCGGAAGCGGGGGUGGACAAGUGGGAUCCCAGGAAGGUCAAGGAGGGCGUCAUCAAGGGCGGCGGCGGCUGGCAUGGCCAGGGAUGGCUUGGCAAGGGGCCAUGGAGCGUUGACUGGAGCGAGAUGGACAAGAACGGAACAUGCCAACGCUGCGGGGAGAGGCUUGUCUGCAUAGACAUUGAUCCAUCGGAGACUGAGAACUUUGCGAAUUCCCUCACCGAACUGGCCAUCAAGCGUGAGGCCAAGGAUGAUUUCCUCAGCUUUCAGAGCUGGCUACGUCGCCAUGGACUAUUUGAUGCUGUUAUAGAUGCUGCUAAUGUAGGCCUUUACAAUAGUAAAACUUUCAGUUUUUCUCAGGUGAACUCUGUUGUAAAUGCUAUACAGAGAGUAACUAAAUCAAAGAAGUUGCCACUGAUCAUUUUGCACAUGCACCGUGUAAAUGGUGGUAAUGCAAAAGCUCCAUACAACCAGAAGAUUCUAGAGAGUUGGAGGAAAGCUGGAGCUUUGUAUGCUACCCCUCCUGGUUCCAAUGAUGAUUGGUAUUGGCUGUAUGCGGCUGUCAGUUGCCGAUCGUUGCUUGUUACAAAUGAUGAGAUGCGAGACCACUUGUUUCAACUACUUGGCACUAGUUUCUUUCCCAGGUGGAAAGAGAAACAUCAGGUCAGACUAACUUUCUCGAAGCGUGGCCCUACUCUUCAUUUGCCGCCUCCUUAUUCAAUUGUUAUUCAGGAAUCUGAAGAUGGAAGCUGGCAUGUACCAACGACAGCUGGUGAUGAUAUUGAAAAGCCGCGGCAGUGGAUUUGCUCUACAAGAAAAUCUUCCAAGUAGAUGGGACAUGGAUUUCAUUAUAACUGGUUGCACAUAUGCUGAAGUAGCCAAAUACUGAUAUUCUGGUGUCAAUAUUGCCUUGGUACUUAUUGAGCUCUGAACAGAAGAAAUAGAUGCACUACCCAAAUGGUGGACUACUUUGCCUGGCUGCGGAUGAGGUUCAAGAACGCGGAGAAUUGGGCUUGAGUCGGUUUAUCUUUGGGAGAUCAGAAAGUUUUGAUCAUUUAUGCGCUUAGAUGCCUUAGUUUCUUGUUAGGUGGGAAUCUCGUCAACAUCAUUCAUAUUAGUCUUGAUGGAUUUCCAGCCAUGUGCAGAAGCUGUUUGCAACUUUUUGUUAUGAAGUUAGAAGAAUUCACAAGUUUAUAGUGAUGGGGGACAGGCUUAUCUGUUAGUGUACUUGGGGCUGGUACGGUUUAGUGAAUUUUGGAUAGGACCCCUACCAGAAUAGUUACAUUCUAUUUUCUACUCUUUCUUUAGUUUGUGCAUGUGACAUUUCAGUUCUGGCUAACUGUUCCCCAUGUGACAUUACAGCACUGCAUGCAUGCAUGGAGGAUUCAGGCAAAGAUUAGCCACUGCUCAAUCA